Linum tenue is the source of this 1317-nucleotide messenger RNA. The record is from the annotation of a GenBank genome assembly. NCBI's taxonomy places the organism in Eukaryota, Viridiplantae, Streptophyta, Magnoliopsida, Malpighiales, Linaceae.
AUGGCAGCUCCGGUUGAGGAAGGCGGGCAUGCAGGAAAGAGGGGUUUCGAUUGGAUCCUCGAUUUACCCAGUGGAGCUGCUGCGAUUGCAAUGCGGGUUAAGGAAUUCGGGAAGGAAGAUCCCAGGAGAGCGAUUCACUCUUUCAAAGUCGGGCUGGCUCUGACAAUGGUGUCGCUCUUCUACUACUUCAAGCCACUUUACGACGGGUUCGGCGUCAAUGCAAUUUGGGCUGUUCUCACCGUCGUCGUCGUCUUUGAAUUCUCCGUUGGGGCGACAUUGGGGAAAGGAUUGAACAGGAUGGUGGCGACAUUCGUAGCUGGUGGGCUCGGCAUUGGAGCCCAUCACUUGGCGAGUCUCUCCAGCCCAACCGGAGAGCUCAUUCUCAUCGCCGCCUUCGUUUUCAUCAUAGCUGCGGUGGUGACAUUCACCAGGUUCUUCCCCAAGGUGAAGGCGAGAUACGACUAUGGAUUCAACAUUUUCAUAUUGACAUUCUCCCUCGUGUCGGUUUCGGGCUACCGAGACAGCCAAGUGUGGACCAUGGCGCACGAGAGGCUAUCAACCAUCUUGGUCGGCAGCAGCACCGCCGUGAUCGUCUGCGUCGUGGUCUACCCUGUUUGGAUUGGGGAAGAGCUCCACAACCUCGUCGUCACCAACAUUGAAAACCUUGGUGAGUUCCUCGUAGGAUUCGGAGAUGCAGAAUCCAACAACAAUGCCAAGACCCUCGGUGAAGAUCACAAAUCAGUGCUUGCUUCCAAAAGCAAUGAAGAAAACAUGGCAAAUUUGGCGAGAUGGGAGCCAGGACAUGGACGCUUCAGGUUGCAGCAUCCAUGGAAACAGUACCUGAAAAUAGGGACACUCGCCAGAGAAUGUGCAUACAAAGUUGAUGCUCUUAGCAGCAGCUACCUCAACCCUCAUGUUCAACCGAUUGAUGAGAUGGGAAGCAGAGUCGAGGCGGCAUGCAGGGAGCUGAGCACAGAGUGCGGCAGAGUACUGAAGGAAUUGGCACUGGCAACCAGGAAAAUGAAGAGGACAAAGCCUGCGGACGCCAUGGUUGCGAGCUCCAGAGCUGCAGCGGACGAUCUUAAGCUGGUACUGGACACAAACAAAUGGGAACGACAACGUUUUGUCGAGUUGGUGCCAAUUGCGGCGCUUGCUGCCGUUCUGUUGGAGAUCGCUGAGACUACAGAGAGAAUUGCUGAUGCCGUUGUUGAGUUGUCUUCCAAGGCUCAUUUCAAGAGCGCGGACUCUGCCGUCUCGCCGGAGCAACCGAGUCCGCCGCCUGCGGCGGCUCUCCCGGUGUCUAGCGGUGGGGCAUGA